AUGGAGCCAAUGACUAUGUCGCAGAUCUUUAACGAUCCGUUGUUUAAUGACAUUUCCGAAAGUUUUUUGGAUGGAAUCGAUGUAAACGAUUUCUCUUUCGAUGUGUCUGCAUUUUUGGAUAGCCCUGAUGCGAAAAAUAUGGAUGAUGAAGCUGUCUCUAGUCGGUCUGAGAAGACGACUUUAGAAUCACUUCUGAAGUCUGAACCAACUUCAGACAUUUCUACAACAAAUACAGGGCUGCAAUUAUGGGAAAAUGAACAUAACAAAAAGAAUUUCUCUUGGGAAAUUCCAUCUGUCCAUCGUUCUACAUUCCCUCAAGUAAAGGUAGAUGGUAAUGUUUGUGCACCCAUUCAGCGUACAUAUGAAGUACCACUAAUAUCCAGGCUAUUAUGCGAUUCUGAAAUCCAAAAUCUUAAUGAAAACGGGGUAGAUUCAAGUAGAUCGUGUCCCAUUCAAUACUCUUCGAUCAGCUCAGGUGCUGAGAAGACACACUUUGUGAUCAACAAGAAUGAAGGAGACAACAAAGUAAAUGUAGAGCAAUGUGAACAAAAACAUGAAACCAUUAAACGAGCACCUCAUAAUGCUAUUGAGAAACGUUAUCGUGCCAGUAUAAAUGGGAAAAUUGAUGAACUCCGUAGGCUUCUAACGCCCACAUCAUCUACUGAUGUUAAAAUGAAUAAAUCUGCUGUUCUUCGUCGUGCUAUCGAUCGUAUUCGUGAACUUGAAGAAAGAAACGCACAAUUGAACACUGAGUUAAUGGCUUUCCGUUCGUCUAAUGCCUCAAACGUAUCCUACGUUGAUUCUAAUAAAAGUACAUCCGAAAACGAGUUACUAUCAUUUGAAACAUCACCAUCUCUAGACAAUCAAAAAAUGAAUGAUUAUUAUCAUCAAUGUAAAACUUCUCCACAAAGUUUUUCCAGUGAAUGUAUACCAUCAUCAAUUAAUCAGGUAUUUCAUUUUACAGGUAAAUCUAUUCAACCAACAAGUUUAUCACCAUAUAAUUCAAAUGGAAAAGAAGUAUCAGUAAAAAAAAUGAAAGAAUAUUCUAAUUCAUUUCAUUCAUCGUCAUUAUCUUCUGCAUCAUCAUCUUCAUUAUCAUCACCGCCAUCAAUUAAUUCGCCGCCUAAUUUCCAAUUAAAUAAUGAUAUUAAAUUUAUUACUAAUUCACAAUAUUCUUCUGUUUCACCACCAUCAUCUUUGUCAUCAUCAUCACCAAUAGGAAUAUCUAACGGCAUUUUCAUUCCAUCAUUUGUUUUACAGCAUCAUGAUUUAUAUGAUAAUAAUUGCAUUAAUAAUGAGAAUUUACCAGCCCAUCAACAAUAUCAAUAUUAUCAUCCAUUAUCAUCGGCCUCUUUGCUACAAUCGUCAACUACUCAAAAUUCUUAUGGAUCGCAACAAUUAUUCUGUACACCACAUUCAACUGUUAUUUUACCUGAACAAUCAGUGAUAAUGAAAGAUGAUUGUACUCGUAAAGUUCAUCGUAAACGUUUAGCCGAUGAUUCUAAUGGUGGUGGAGGACGAGGAGCAUCGUUUACUCCGACCAAGGCAAGAUGUGGCCAUUUGCUAGUUAAUCAUGACUUGGAAGUAAAAAAACUAGCUGUCCCACAUGUAAAAGAGAAAUUCAACUUAAUUUCAACAAACAACAUUUAUAAUAAUAAUAAUAACAAUAAUAAUAAUAAUAAUGGUAAUGGUAAUAGAAAUAAUACUAUACAGGCACAGUUCCCUACUGUAUCUAAUAUGCCAAAUGCUAUUGUAAAUCAACAAAAUCAUCCAAUUAAUGGUGGUUAUAAUGAAGUGAUAGCCCGAACUACUCUAUGCGUUGCUGCUUUAUGCCUUAUUGCUUUCAAUCCAGCACAAAUAACUAAUCAAGCAUAUAUGAAUACUGGUGGUACUAGUCCAAGAGACAAUAAAAUAUCAAAUGCUAGAACUUUGCUCUCGUAUUUCGAUGCGUCUACCAGCACAACUUCCAAAAGCGGGAACAUAAUCGCAACAAUUAUCCCUAGUUCAUGGCUUAUAUCAAUAAUGUAUAUUUUACAGUGGUGUAUUGCUUUAUUAUUAUGUUCAUGGGCUUGUUAUAAAAAGCACAUACAUGUCCAUCUUUUUAAUUAUAGUUAUUAUUGGUCAAAGUCAAGAAAUACUGUAAUCUCAUCGUAUGAGGCUAAAUCACAUUUUAGACAAGCUAAUUUAGCUAUUAGUCAGCUGACUUGGUCUGUUGCUGAUUACCACUUGAGGCAAUGCUUACAUUCACUUGGCAGUACACAUUGCGAAUUGACUCAAUCUGGAUCAACGGUUUCUUUUCCUCGAUAUAUUUAUUUAUGUAUAUGGUUUCUAAUUAAACUCGGCAUUAACUUGCUUAGUAUAAUUUUAAUCGAAUUGCCUUGUUGGCUUUGGAUGUGUUCUUUUAAAAAGAAGGUGGAUCAACCUAAUCCGAUAAUAAACAGUGGUCAUUCAUACUCUAAUGAAAAGAGUAUCAUCUCUGCAGCUGAAGUUCGUCUACGCUUAAUGGAAUUAUAUUUAUUUGACUAUGUGCCGAAAAAAGCAAAUACAAACAAUUCUAUGCUUUUUAAGUUCAACCGUUUACUGGAUAGUAUCUCUCUAGCUGUGAUGUGUAUUCACGAUUUUCUUCAUUCUAUAUCUACUCAACAAAUAUAUUGUACCAACGACAAGUUACAUGAAAUUAAUCAAAAUAUAGGAAUAUCAUCAGCUGUUGAUAACAAAUUGCCUAUCAAUCUUUUACCUAGACAAGGUGUAACACUUGGACUCUUUCUAAAACGAAAACUUGGAAUGUAUUAUCUUGGUUCUCUGAUCAUUCGUAUGACAGUUCAUGUGACUCUCCGAUUUCGUUUGUCGAAUUUAUGGAUAAAUUGGUUUAACAAUUCAACAUUUAUCGAAUUAAUUGUUUCAAAUCAAAAGUUGAAUUCGUGCGCUAUAGGUAUCAAUACAACUUAUUCAUCAUCAUCAUUGACCAGAUCUUCUACAAAGGCAGUUGGUUUACAUGACCAUUCAUCCAACAAAAAUCUGUCACUAGUGAAUUAUACAGAAAAGAACAUUAUUAAUCAAAUAUUGAUUGAAUUACGCGAGCAUAUUACUUGUCAUUGUUUAAAGGUUAUAUUGUAUGGUAAAGUUGAUCAAGUGAAAAGUUUACAGUCAUAUAUUCAUCUACUGUCGCAAUUAUCACCCUCAUUAAAUGUAUACAAUAGUAAUAUGAAUAACUACAGAACUAGUGAAAUUGAAUAUGAAGAAACUAGUGAUCAAGUUUCAUGUGCUCACUGGUGGGCUCAAAUGUUAAAUAUUCUUUGGGAAUAUAGGUGUGAUCAAUUGACAUUACCUUUACAAUCAUCAUCUUCAUCAAAAUUGUUGGUAACAAGAAAUCAGUCAAAUCAAGUAUAUCAUGUUGUUACACCUCAAUCACUUUUCAACUGUCCUUGUUUGGGUGAUCUAGUUAAAGUUUUAUCGAUCAUUAAUAAAUUUGAUUCUUUGGAAUGGAAAUCAACUUCUUGUAUGCUGCACAGUGUAUGUUCUUCAGUAAGAAAUCUUAGGAAAUCUUGUCGAAAUUUGACUAAUAUCAAUACGAUUAAUAAACAACCUUCUGAAUCCGAUCUUCAGUUAGAUUAUAUGCGAUUCAACUUUCUGGCUUGGUCUAUGGUCGCCACUAGUUGGUUUAUUGACGUUUUAAUUAUAAAAUUAAAAAGUCUCAAUCAUAAUAAUAAUGGUGAUGAUAAAAUAAUGAAGACUAUAACAACCAAAACGAUGAAAGAUCGAUCUACAGAAGUAUUUCAAGGUUUUAAUGAUGCUUUGUAUUUAUUGCAUCAAUUAGUUGAUUAUUUUAAUAUGCCUGCAUCGAAUUGGAUUAGAGUAAAGUUACGAAAUGCGGAAGCUGUUCAUCGUUUGCUAACUGGAGCAUGUCCGACUCGUGCACGAUUCGCUCUCUUACAAAAUUAUAGUCUCUCUUGUUUGGCUUCCUCUUCUGUUUCAGGGAAUAUUAAAGAUAAUCCAAACAAACUGGAAAAUAGUGAUAUUUCCAUUUCUAAUGUAUCUAACCAUAUUAGUAGUUGUAAUGGUCAGAAUCCACUUGACUGUCAUGAUCAUUUAAAUGGGAAUGCAUCUGCAAUAGUUAAUCGGUCAUCACAGAGGAAUGGUAUGCUAAUACAAUCACCGGGAUGUUGA
Schistosoma mattheei is the source of this 4167-nucleotide messenger RNA. Lineage: Eukaryota; Metazoa; Platyhelminthes; Trematoda; Strigeidida; Schistosomatidae. The record is from the annotation of a GenBank genome assembly.